UGAAAAUUCUGUGAUUAUUUACUCGCCCUCGUUUUGUUCCAAACCUGAAGAAUGUACUGGCAAUUGUUUUCUAUGUAAAUAAAGUGAAAGUGAGCACAAUAGAAUAUAGUCACAAUAGUCUUCUGAAGUCAUACACAUUUCUGUGAUGAGCUCUUGUGCACUUGUAAAGUAGCCUACUUCAAAUCCUAAAAUUAUCUUUAAAAAAGCGCUUUCAGAUAAAGUGAUUGAUUAUAGCUUAACUGUAAUGUUAUUUGGUAUUACUCAAUAUUUACAUACAUUUUAAAUGUACUAAAUUGCAACUUGACCAUUACAAAUAUGCAAUAACAAAUAUAGUUAAAUACUUGACAUAGACGUUUCAAGAGAAAUGACAUUAAAGCAUAUUUAAGUUUACCAUAAAUGCCUGUCAGUACAUUCAUUAGUACACUUAAACCAUAUUUCAAAGACAUAAAGAUAUAAUCAAGUCUUAUUUAAGUGGGCCAAAAAAAAUAACGUUAAUAUGUAUGUAAACUAUAAUACAUUUUCAUUUAACUGCAGUUUACAUGAAAUUAAGUGUUUGAAAACAUUACAUUCAGUUCACACUUAAGUACAUUCUUUUAAAGUAUAUUAUUUCUGUGUCAUAAAGUGUACUUCUUUACUUUUCACAAGGACAGGCUGAAAUUUAAGUAAUUUUUCGCUGAAAUCCUCAAAUGUGGCAGCAGGUUUAACAACAGUGCUAUGUGACCAAUCAACAAUUGCUGCAUCUUUGAAUAUCUAAAAGUGCACAUGAGAUAUGACAACUACAGUCAGGGCUGGAUUUACCUUAUAUUGUGACAUAUGCAAAAGAAUUUUUUGGGCCCCCUCAAUACCCCACCGGUACUACAUACUGUAUAUAUCGCCGCUGUCGGGUGGAAACCUCAUAUGCCCAAAACCGCUACUUUUCAGGAAAUGGGUAUUUUUUUAAUUAAACACUGUCAACGUUGAUGCUGUGGCUUUAUAUAUGGUUAAAACAUGCAUGUGUCAUUAUAUUAUUAACAUUCUACCAAAAACAAGCUUAAAUAGAGUUACAAGGUUUUUGACCACUGAAUUUCGGAGAAUGUCGAACAUAGGCCUAUGUGUUUUGUCCAUCAUUAGAACGGCAGCAUCAUUAUCAACUUAUAGGUUAUAAAGUUUAUUGUAGCUACAUGCGGGCGCUCGUUUUUUCUGUCAUUUGGCCAAAAUUUCAUGUUAUUAAAGAUGAAGUGCUACGCACAGGCUAAGACAGUACAGUUACUGGCUAUGACUCGAUGACAAAUGCUAAACUAAGACACAUAAAAAAUUUAUGUAUAGUGUUUCUUGAGUAAAGAAAAUGCUGUACUUAUUCAAAGAACCAGUUCUUUAUUUACCCCUGCAUUGCAAACAAGCAGAGAUGGUACAAACUGUGUGCAGCACUUCAUAGAGGUGGUUGGAGUUAUGAGGUACGACCGACAGUUUGAGGAUCAAAUGGAGGUUUCAUAGGUUAAAUAUUUGAAAAACCCACAGACAGACGUAAAGAGUGACCAAUAGUUAUGAUUUAUGAAAAAAUGACAAAAUAAGGAGAUACAAGGUUUGUGAAUUUUGUUAAUUUUAGAUAGUAAUUGUCUUACAGUGUUUUACUAUUAUAGUGAAAUAGAAAUAAUAAUAAAAAUAAAUAAAAAAAAUUCCUCAUUGUAAUUGCCCCCUACAAUGUAGGGGGCAAUUACAAUGUAGGGGGCCCUGUAUAAAGUGGAAGAAAGGAUAACCAAUUAAAUGUUUUCAUCACAAAAAUCAAACAUAUAGAAUCAAAAGACUUAAAAUAUAGAACACAAGUUGGACUCAUUGUAUGAUCGCUUUUUGCUGGUUUGUCGUCAUUUUGGAGCUCAACAGCCAUUACAAUCUUCAACGCUUCUCUUUUUGAGUUCCACAGAAGAAUUCUCACAGAAUUUUCAUUUUGGGUGAACUAUACUUUCAAAAAUGUAGAAAGAUUGCAUUUUCUUUGUAAUGACUAUCUUCCUCAGAAUGAAUAUAGGAAACUUUCUAUGCAAUGCAAAGACUUUGUUGUGGGGCUUCUGGACCUGUGUCGGAGCACAGAGGAAGUGGAAGCCAUUCUGAAUGGUGAAGAGGAUGAGAAUUUAGAACUGCCCGGCCGACCAAGUCUCUUUCGCUUAAAACUCGCAAUAAAGUACGAACUGAAAAAGUUUGUGGCCCAUCCUAACUGUCAACAACAGCUCUUGUCAAUAUGGUACGAAAACCUGCCCGAACUCAGGCAGCAGACCACAGCCAUUAAGUUCUUAGUGGUUUUAGGUGUUGCAAUGGGACUCCCCUUUCUAGCUAUGGUGUAUUGGGUGGCACCAUGCAGCAAGAUGGGAAAGAUCAUGCGUGGCCCUUUCCUUAAGUUUGUGGCACACGCAGCCUCCUUCACUAUUUUCCUUGGCCUUUUGGUCAUGAACGCUGCAGACCGCUUUGAUGGGACAAAGCUGCUUCCAAAUAUGACCAUUCAUGACUAUCCGACGCAGCUGUUUCGUAUGAAAACAACUCCCUUUACGUGGAUGGAAAUGCUCAUCAUUUCCUGGGUCAUAGGGAUGAUUUGGGCAGAGUGCAAGGAGAUCUGGUCUCAAGGUCCAAGAGAAUAUCUUCUUGAGCCUUGGAAUUUUCUAGACUUUGGAAUGUUGGCCAUUUUUGUGGCAUCCUUCAUCUCAAGGAUAAUGGCUUUCUGGCAUGCAUGUGUAGCACAACGCUAUGUUGAUGAGCACUACACAGAUUUAACCAAUGUAACUUUGCCUUUUGAGGUGGGAUACUUCCAGUUGGCUCGGAUCAAUUGGCUCCCGUCUGAUCCUCAGUUAGUUUCAGAGGGCUUGUACGCUAUUGCAGUGGUCCUGAGUUUUUCUCGAAUUGCGUACAUCCUGCCAGCAAAUGAGAGCUUUGGACCCCUGCAGAUAUCUUUGGGACGAACUGUGAAGGACAUCUUCAAGUUCAUGGUUAUCUUCAUCCUGGUCUUUCUGGCUUUCAUGAUUGGAAUGUUCAACCUCUACUCAUAUUAUCGGGGUGCUAAACAGAAUGAAGCUUUCACAACUGUAGAAGAAAGCUUCAAAACAUUGUUUUGGGCGAUAUUUGGCCUUUCUGAGGUCAGAUCAGUAGUCGUGAACAAUGGACACAAGUUCAUCGAGAACAUUGGCUAUGUUCUCUAUGGAGUUUACAAUGUGACAGUGGUCAUUGUCCUACUCAACAUGCUCAUUGCCAUGAUCAACAGUUCCUUUCAGGAGAUUGAGGAUGAUGCAGAUGUGGAGUGGAAGUUUGCCCGGGCCAAGCUCUGGUUCACCUACUUUGAGGAGGGCAGGACUCUCCCUGUGCCUUUUAACUUGGUUCCCAGUCCCAAGUCUGUUGUGGGUCUGGUGAUGGGGGCUAAAAGUCUCCUGCAGGAGCUUUUUGACAGACACAAAGCCAUUAUGAAGGGAUCUGAGCUCAGUGAGUUGGGACAGAGCAAAACUUGCAGGGACAAGAAUCUUUCAAGCUCCAGUCGAUAUCAGAAAAUUAUGAAGCGUCUCGUUAAGCGAUACAUCAUCAAAGCUCAAAAUGACAAAGAAUGCGAUGAAGUCAAUGAGGGUGAACUGAAGGAGAUUAAGCAGGACAUUUCAAGCCUUCGCUAUGAGCUGCUGGAGGAGAAGUCACACAACAUGGAGGAGCUGGCAAAGCUAGUGAGGACACUUGAAACAAAUCUCUCUCAGGACUGCUUGAUAUUAAAGUCUAAUUGAGGAAGUCAGACAACAGUGUUUUUUUUUUUUUUGUACAUAAGCGUAUAAUUAACUAUUUAUCAAGCAAGACAAUUUGCACAAGGACUACAUGUGGUUUCACAUGCUUCUCUGCCUUGGCCUUCUGGUUUAACAGAACAAAGAACAGCUAUUGAUCUUUCUGUGACUGAAAAAGUGAAAUUCUGUGUUUCUGUUUUGGUGAUACAUUACUGAACAAAAGUUUUUUUUUAUGAUACAUAUGCACAAUUUACUAUUAAAGAUUAUUUCUGUUAGUUCAAAACUCUAAUUCACAUACAACAACAGCAAAAUUUAGUUCAUUCUUUUUUACUCUUUUACAUUUUUCUAUUUUUUUAUAGACACAAAUUACACACACACACACACACACACAUAUAUAUAUAUAUGUAAUUUGUGUCUAUAAACAAUGCUCAACCUACAGAAUUAUAGAUGGUAAUAAUGCUAGGCGAACAAUUUUUUGUUGCUGGAAAUUACCUCUAAUGAUGUAAUCACAUUAUCAGAUAUAUCAACAUAAUUUUCCCUCGAUUACAUAAAGUUAUGUUCAAACACAAAAUGUUUAAUGAUUUUUCUUUGUAUCGAGAUAAACUAUAAUGGGACAGCCCACUUUUUCAAUAUGUCAUGUUCCUUUUCUCCACAGGGACUCUUAAGUAAUAUGCCUCAUUUCUCCUUUUUGUGUAACAAAAGAAUUUCUGUUCAGGUCACAGUUAAGUCUCCAACUAAGCAUGAGACGAACUCAGGAACAUUUAUGUUAUGCAAAUUAAAAAUAUCACAGAGUUAUGUUGUGAAAGUAAGGCCAUGUUUUUGGUUUUUGAAAUCCAUGAAAUCCAAAUGCUCCACAGAGAAUGGAAAAAUAAAGAAUGCAGCAGGCUUCAUGAA
Molecule: messenger RNA, 4613 nt
Organism: Ctenopharyngodon idella (grass carp)
Lineage: Eukaryota; Metazoa; Chordata; Actinopteri; Cypriniformes; Xenocyprididae
Gene: trpc6a
Product: transient receptor potential cation channel, subfamily C, member 6a
Exons: 11
Coding region: 2013-3725 (570 amino acids)
Biological process (GO): calcium ion transmembrane transport; manganese ion transport; regulation of cytosolic calcium ion concentration
Cellular component (GO): membrane; cation channel complex
Molecular function (GO): protein binding; inositol 1,4,5 trisphosphate binding; store-operated calcium channel activity
Source: RefSeq, a predicted model, not a curated record